AUGCCUGAAGGGAAACUGAGAUCAGGAGUUUACAGAUCAUUCAUAAUGUGUGAUGAUCCAAGAGGAGUUGUGGAAUGUGGAGCCAUAAAGAAACAGAGUAGUAAAAGCCGUAGUAGCAUUUGUAAUGGUACUAACCAGAGAUGUGACCAACCUUUAAAAGCCAAAGAAAGAUCCGAAAUGGCGCCGAGGAAGAGCACCGAGGAAGCUUCUUCGUUGCAGCUCUUGAGAGUCUCUAAAGGGAUUCAGAAACUAAACGUUGCGAUUGAGUCAUGGUCUAAAGGGUUGAGCUAUGAAGCUGCGAGGCCUGAGGAUAUAGCGAAAGAUUUGUUACGAGGCGCGCUUGAUUUGGAAGAGUCUUUAGCUAUGCUUAGUAGUAUACAAGAGGAUGAUAACAAACAGAAACCGAGGAUUAGUAGUAAAGACGGAAGAAGCGAUUUGCGGUUUCAGAGAUCAAUGUCUGAUAGAUUUGGAGAGCGGAUCGAGAAACGGAUGAUGAGUCAAGAGAAUGGAGCAUCAAGAGAUUGUUAUGAAGAGCUAAGGAAAGUGAUUAGAGAGAGUUUUCUUAGGCAGAAUCUUCUGCCACAAACUACAACUACAACGACUAAGACUCGCGUUGUUAGAAGUGAUUUUGCUUCCUCUUCUGGAGCUGCGUCGUCAUCAACGAGCUCGAGCCAAUCUUCUAUGGUCUCUGGCUCUACAAAGUCCUCUGCAUCAUCUGAUAUUCCACGGAAAGCCCCAAGUUUGAUUGCUAGGCUUAUGGGUUUGGAUGUAUCUCCUCAAGAACCGAACAAAAGCACGGUGAAUCACAUUGAUAAGCCGGAUAUCAUAAAGCUUUCAACAGAAAGACAAGAGCAGCUGAAGAAUAAGAAGAAAGAGAGUCAUGAAAUUGUGAGAUGCAACAACUCUACAAGAGAAGCUCUUGUACAAUCUUUGCCUGAAGAGCUUCAGAGUGAGAAUCCCUCCUCAACUAUUGUACUCAUCAGACCUAUGCGCAUUGUACAGCAGGAAAUGGAAGAAAAACCGGGAAACAAAAGGCCGGUUUUACCCAGGAAACCGAGAAUGCAAGGGGAGGUUCAUCCAAAAAUGAUUAACCAGAGAAAAGAUCAUCAAGCCAAGGGAGCGAGUAAAAAAAGCUGCAACAAAAUGAAACUACCAUUAAGUCUGACCAAGAAAGAAAGAGAACCGAAAGAAAUGGUGCGCAAAGUUGAAGGGAAUGAAGGUAAGGUGAUGAAGCUAAUGUCUACAAGCAAUGCCAAACCUGUAACAAGAGAACGAAAACCGAUGGAAACCAACAAAAAGCGUCACGUCAAGAAGGAGGAUAUUGGUGAAGGAAAAGAUAGAUGUAGAGCUCAUGACCGUGCUAUUAAGCCACCGAAUAAUCCUACGACUCACAAGAAACGGAGCAGUCCUGCAGACAUGUCAAGUAACAAGAGUCGGAGUUCCAGGUUGAGCUCGAGCUCUAGUAGUGAUGAGCAGAAAAGUAAUACUCGGUUAAAGAAGUCUGGUGAGGCUAGUAGACCAAAUGCCAAGAAGAAACUCCAUCAACAAGACAAUGACCUCGCUUCGGAGAAUAAUUCAGGUUCGUCACAGGACACACGCGGAUCAAUAAACCAACUUUCUGCAGAGGAAACCACUUCUUCAGAGCUUCACAUUCAAGGCCAUUGCAACAACGGAGAAGUUACUUCUUGUGCAGCUACAGUUCAGCAUUCUCGUGAGCCAGAAACCUCCCAAAUCUUUCUUAAAUCAUUCUUAUCCAACUCCCCAGAUUUCAUCACCUACGCAGAUAAUCUCUUCGAGUUCAACACCAACACCAAAAGAAGCCAAGAAUCAACCUUUCAUAACAGAGACAGCAUUGUGAUCUCAGACCAAAGACUUGCACUAGACUUUGGCAAAGAAGUAGCCAAAAGGAGAAGCCUUCUUCUCAUUGCGGAACCAACUUGCCCCCAAAGAAGCUCUGUGGACAUUGAUGAGUUGUUAAUGGAAGUCUGUGAUGGGUUUGAGUCCAUGAAAAGUUACAGAGACACGUUCUUAGGACAGAACAGCUUUGUUAAAGAGAGCAUCCACAUGAUUUUGGAGAAGGAUUUAAAGAGUAAGAAGACAGAGAUGACAAGUGGAGUUUGGGAUUUGGGUUGGAGAAGUGAGUUUCAGAUCGAUGAAACUCAUCAAGCUGUAGCUGACUUAGAGAAACUUAUCUUGUCUGGUUUGAUCCAAGAAAUUCUCUCUUAG
Messenger RNA from Arabis nemorensis, 2226 nucleotides. The record is from the annotation of a GenBank genome assembly. Lineage: Eukaryota; Viridiplantae; Streptophyta; Magnoliopsida; Brassicales; Brassicaceae.